AUGAAAGGAAAUAAAAAGACCAAAACGAGGAGACUGACGGUAAAGGAGGUCGAAGAAAAUGAAGCUAGCGCUAGCGGAGAUGACACGUCGAGCAAUGCUAACGAUGACACCGUGACUGAAGCUAACUGUGAAGAAGUCAUGGCAGAGGAAGAUAUUAAUCUAAAGAUGAUAUUUAAGGAAAUCAAAGAUUUCAGGAAAGACAAUGCGCAACAACUUAAAGAAGUGAAAGAAGAGAUACAGACGAUUAACGCUAGACUGGAGGAGGUGGAGGAUCGGGUUUCGGGCUCGGAGCAGCGGAUCCAAACAAUGGAGGACGUGAUGGGAGAGUUAUUAAAACUACAGGCAAAACUGGAAUCCCAACUCAUUGACCAAGAAGGACGUUCGCGGCGGAACAAUGUUCGGAUAUACGGUGUAAUUGAAGGCGAAGAAAAUAAUUCCCCAUCUAUGAUUGACUUUGUUGAAAAACUUUUGAAAGAAAAUCUACAGCUUCCCCCGACACUGAACCUGCAUGUGGAACGAGCACACCGGGCCUUGGCAGCCGUGCCUCCGGAUGGUGCACCACCGCGAUCAAUAAUUGCUCGCUUUUUGAAUUACAAGGUAAAAGAUGAAGUUCUCAGAAAAGCUUGGCAAUCAAAGGGAUUCCUCUGGAAGGGUAAGCAGAUCAGCUUUGACAAUGAUUAUGCACCAGAGGUACUCAAACAGAGGCAGUCCUAUAUGGAGGCGAAGAAGAUGUUAAAACAGCGAGGGAUACGGUUCCAGACCCCGUUCCCUGCAAAACUUAGAGUCUUUUACCAAGACAGAGUAAAGCUUUAUAACUCAGCUGAAGAUGCAACUAAAGACAUGAGAGAAAGAGGCUUCCCGGUUACAGUCUAUAAACCACCCGAGACUUUGCUGUCGCGGAUCAAAAAGCUAACUUGGGACACCGUCGAGAGGAAAAGAGGGACACCGCUGCACCCCGAGACCACGAGACAAGCGGCACCUUCAUCUGUCAAGGAAAGACUGCAACAAUACCGAUGGGAGCAAGCUUAA
Messenger RNA from Knipowitschia caucasica, 1029 nucleotides. Lineage: Eukaryota; Metazoa; Chordata; Actinopteri; Gobiiformes; Gobiidae. The record is from the annotation of a GenBank genome assembly.